AUGGCCGAGGAUGACGAGCCCCUAGCGCUCUCGGCACAUACGCUCGCCGCAUUAGCCGAGUUCAACGCGGAGAGAGAUGCCCACCAGUCGAGGUUUGACGAGUUGAGCGCCCAGGCCGAACGCCAGACCCCGGUUUCAAUGGAUUCCUUCACCGAGGAUUGGAACAAGUCUCAGUUCUGGUACUCUGACGACACGGCCGACCUGCUCGCCGACCAGUUGCUGAGCGGACUCCGUCGCGGCUCCAGCAUCGGCGUGGUUUCCGCCCCGAGUGUGUUUGUCGCCCUGCGCAACAAGCUGCGGCGUGUCUCGAGCGACGAUUGCCCGAAACUGGUUCUCCUGGAACACGAUGAUCGCUUCGCCCUUUUCCCCGAAUACGUUCGCUACGACUACCAGCAGCCGCUCAAGCUACCAGGGCAGCUGAAGGCAAGUCUGGACCGUAUCAUCUGUGAUCCUCCAUUUCUCAGCGAAGACUGCCAAACCAAGACUGCACUCACGGCGCGCUGGCUGUUAAGACCUAGCCGCCCGGAUAUCCCGCUGCCCAGAGUCAUCGUGUGUACCGGCGAACGGAUGGAAGCUUUGGUGACGAAGCUUUACCGAACGCUUGACGUGCGAACUACGGAUUAUGAGCCGAAGCACGCCAGAGGACUGAGCAACGAGUUUUACUGCUAUGCAAACUUUGAGUGCCCGGCUUGGAGUUGGAAAACAUGA
Molecule: messenger RNA, 708 nt
Organism: Ustilaginoidea virens
Lineage: Eukaryota; Fungi; Ascomycota; Sordariomycetes; Hypocreales; Clavicipitaceae
Exons: 6
Coding region: 1-708 (235 amino acids)
Molecular function (GO): protein-lysine N-methyltransferase activity
Source: RefSeq, a predicted model, not a curated record